AUGAACAACGUCAAUUCAAGCUUCAAUAUGACUGACGCAUAUGAGUCAACAGAGCAUGUUUAUUCUUUGGGUAUAGGUGGUCUGGUCAUACUGGCCAUAACCCUACUCUUCAAUUUCAGGCAGUCCGAUAUUCCCGUUAUCAACAAACGGAAAUGGUACGAAUUUGGAACCGAAAAAGCGGUGCACCGAUUCAAUACAAAUGCGACCAAUUUAAUCAAGGAAGGCAUAAAAAAGACCCAGUCCGCAGCAUUCUAUCUCUUUGCGGAUAACAAGUAUCGAAUGAUAUUGGGGCCAAAAUAUGCCAACAUUAUUCGUAAUGAUACUCGAAUGAGUUUUCGAUGGUGGAUUUUUGACGAGCUUCAUGGAAAUUUGCCUGGCUUCGAGCCCUUCAAAGAACUCGCACAUACUGGAAUCAUCAAUGACAUGAUAAAAACAAAAAUGUCGCAUUCUCUGGAUGCGCUCACAGAGCCAGUGGCAUCUGAAACCGUGGCUUCUCUUAAGACAAUUUGUACAGAAGAACAAGAAUGGCACACGCUUAAGUUGAAACAGGCCAUCGCAGCAAUUGUCGCCCAGGUGACAGGGCGAGCGUUUCUCGGUCAUGACUUCUGCAGGGAGCCAGCUUGGCGAGAUGACAUCGUGAGAUGGUCAUAUCAGAUGAUCACAGCUGCCAGAGAGUUACAUACUUGGCCGAAGUUCCUACGACCUAUCGUUGUGUGGAUUUUGCCUUCAUGCAAGAAACUUCGGGAGACGGUAGAUGUUGCUCGUCGGAACCUUGAACCGGUUAUCAAGGAGCGCCAUGCAACGAUAGCUGCUCGAAAAGAAAAAGGAGAGAGCGGAGAAACAGGUUCAUGUGCACUAGAUUGGCUGGAGGAGGUUGCUCAAGGGCGUCAGUACGAUCCCAUUGCCAUGCAAAUCUGCCUUGCAUUUGUUGGCAUGGAUACAACUGCCGACUUGGUUUUCCACGUUAUUUCAGAUCUGUCGCAGGAUCAAGAACUAAUCAACGCGCUCAGGGAAGAGAUAAAGUCUACUAUGGAGGGCAAAACUUUUACCAAACAGGAGCUGCAAAAUUUGAAGCUUUUAGACAGUGUGAUCAAGGAAAGUCAAAGAUUGCGGCCAACUGGAAAGGUAUCAAUGCAUCGCAUCGCGAAUGAGACCUUGAAAUUACCGGGUGAUAUUCAUGUGCGCAAGGGGACAUACCUUGGAAUUUCAACCACCCACAUGAUGGACUCCUCAGUCUGGCCUGAUGGCGAGCACUUUGAUGGAUACAGAUUUCUCAAGCUGCGACAGAACCCAGAAAAAGCCAACACUGCCUUGCUUGUUUCCACAAGUCCUGAUCAUUUGGGUUUUGGGUAUGGCAAGAUGGCAUGUCCUGGCAGGUUUUUUGUUGCAAACGAAUUAAAGAUAAUUCUUUGCCAUUUCCUGAUGAUGUAUGAUUUUCAAAUUACAGAGCCGUAUGAGAAACAUUCUGGACUCUACGGCUAUAUGACAUCGCCAAGCUCCGACACUGAAAUCACCCUUCGACGGCGGGAUGCUUCUUCUGGUGAUGCUUGGUGA
Penicillium brevicompactum is the source of this 1554-nucleotide messenger RNA. Its product is annotated as cytochrome P450. Bases 1 to 1554 code for a protein of 517 amino acids. Lineage: Eukaryota; Fungi; Ascomycota; Eurotiomycetes; Eurotiales; Aspergillaceae. The record is from RefSeq and is a predicted model, not a curated record. The transcript has 6 exons. Gene Ontology annotation, molecular function: heme binding; monooxygenase activity; oxidoreductase activity, acting on paired donors, with incorporation or reduction of molecular oxygen.